GCAGUGAGAUCGUACUUCUCUUAUUCAGAAGAACCUACGCAACCACAUUGUUUAUUUCUGCAUUUCCUCAUAUUGAGUCUGACUUUACUUAACAAGUAGAGGCUGCCGUUACACUCUGAAUCGUCAAUAAAUGCAAUCAUAAGUAAUGGCUUGUGUGUCUCAAACAAUCUUCUCGGUGCUCCGGAUGAUAGAGCCGACCGUCGUACUCGAGGAGCUGGCCAGCGCUCUGUUCGACACCGCGCUGCUGCUGGUGGUGAAGGACCGGUCUGCCAACGCCACUGACCCGCACAUGUCCAGAGAGGAGAGCCAGCAGAAAGCCAUAACUAACUUCUACCUGACUUUCAACCUCAUAAUCCAGCUGACUCCGAUCAUACCCUCCGUGGUGCUGGCCAAGUUAGGAGACCGAGGCUGGAGGAAAGUCCCGAUCGUGGUGCCCCUGUGCGGGUACCUGCUGUCCAGGAUCAUGCUGCUGCUGGUGGUUCUCCUCAGCCUCCCGCUGAAGGUGAUGUACGGGGCGGCGGUUGUCUUCGGGCUGUCUGGCGGCUACUGUGCAUACUGGUCCGGGGUGAUGACUAUAGCAUCGCUCGCCUCCACCACGGCUGACCGAUCCAAGGUGAUAAUGAGAGUAGAGUUGCUGUAUGGGGCAGCAGGUCUGGUGGGCAGCUUGGUGUCAGGUCAUCUGUUCUUACUGUACAGCGCCAAUGUGGGACAUGGGACCAUCCUGCUGUGUGUGGCCAUUGCUCUGCUCCUACUGAGCCUCUUACACUCCUCGGUCCUGUUGAAGGUGAAAGAUGUAUCCAGAGAGCCAGAGGGGGACGGCCACAUCCUUUCUCCCACAAAUGAUAAUGUUGCCACCCAGGCUCCUGGCGGGAAAAACAUAGUGAACAUGGUUUUGCUGUUGGCCGCUGCUAUGAUGUACAUCAGUGCAGUGGGUGGAGCCAUGGAAGUACUGGGCUCCUUUGUGUUGAAGGCGCCGCUGAGCUGGAACGCCAUGCAGGUGGGUUAUGGGAACGCGGCAGGGUCUGCGAUUUUCUUCACCAGUUACAUCGGCGUCAUCGUGUUUCGCCGCUGCGUCAGUGAUGCAGCGCUCAUCAUGAUCGGCAUGGUGUCGUUCGCCUCGGGAAUAUACUUCAUGACCUUUGUCACAGCGACUUACAUGUACUACCUAGCUCGCUUGCUUACCAUGUUUGCUCUCAUCCCGAUGCCCACCAUCAGAUCUCUGCUCUCACAGCAGGUUCCAGCAUCCUCAUGUGGCAUCACUCUCACCGCACUGCAGUUGAGUCUGAAGUUUGCUGGUCUGGUGUACCUCCCUGCCUUUACCAAGAUUUAUCAGGCAACCCUGAUUAGGCUCCCCGGCUUUGUCUUCAUGCUGUCCAGCAUCUUGUCAGUUCUGGGAAUGAUACCCAUCAGUAUUGUUGGCUGCAGAUCACCUCAGAGGCAACAUUACCAGAGGAUCCAGGGUGACUGAGGCAUUCAGCAGCUGCGAUUGAACAAUGGCACGAGGAAGAAGGGAACUGAGAUGUAAAGUGGAGAAAAGGAGAACGGUGCACUUAAUCUCACUUCCUGUAAACUCUGCAGGGAAGAAUUUCCUGUGAUUCAGGAGGGACAAACUGCAAAUUCAAUGUUUACACGAGAGAGUAGAAUUUUUUUCAUAUUGUAAAAAAGCCUGCGUGUAGAGAUGACACGCACUGACAGAGGGCACGGUGUGAAAAUAUGUCAAACACUUCUUAAAAGUAGUUGAACUUUUGACGGAGAUGAAGUCAAACUCAUUUCAACAGAUUUCAUCAUCCUGAGAAAUUUUUCCAUGAGGACUUUAAAGGGAAAGGAGUCAUGUUCACAACGACUGUGAUUUCAACAUAAUGAAUAUGUGUCCGUCAGUGUGUCAGACAUGAAAAGUGCCAUGUGAGCACCACAUAAACCACAUCUUCAAAAAAAAAGAAGAAC
This is a messenger RNA of Scomber japonicus (chub mackerel), 1944 nucleotides long. Its product is annotated as thymic stromal cotransporter homolog. Gene Ontology annotation, biological process: transmembrane transport. The record is from RefSeq and is a predicted model, not a curated record. The transcript is spliced from 7 exons. Gene Ontology annotation, molecular function: transmembrane transporter activity. Bases 146 to 1468 code for a protein of 440 amino acids. Gene Ontology annotation, cellular component: membrane. NCBI's taxonomy places the organism in Eukaryota, Metazoa, Chordata, Actinopteri, Scombriformes, Scombridae.